AUGGCGCCGUCCUUUAUCUCCAUGCUCAUGGGCGCCGAUAAGCGACCCAGUCCGGCAACGACAGCAACAGUACCGACACAGCCCUCAAACGUGACACUUCCGCACCUAGUGCGGGGCCGUUCGGCUCGUGCCGAUGGGCUACAGUUCGGCCUGCCUAUGGGUGGUUUCCAGCGCACGCCGUUCGGAAACCCACAGACCGCAAUACCCCCACAGGAUAGCUCUACGACACAUUGGAAUGACCGACAAAAGGUGCAGGAUUUCUUCCGGCAUACAACUAGCAACAAUCACCACAACGAUAGCAACAAUAGCGACAGCGUUACGGAGGAUGAAAAGGCAGCACAGAUUGAUAACAAGGCGGUUGACGUCCGGGAACUCGUUUCUAAUAGCACACCGGACAGUCGGGACUCUUCCACGACGUCGUCCACAUCUUCCGAGGACAACCAGCAGGACGAAUUGCGUGGUGCAGUACGAGGGCGUGGACGAUUACAGAGCGCAUUGGAGGAUCUCCUAGCCAGACAACAGGCCGAGGAACAAAGUCACCUCGAUGAGGAACGCGUGGAGGAGUCCUCACUCAGGAAGAAGGAGCGUAGGAGAUACGAUUCCUUCGAUAUCAUGGCCGACGUGCGACUCGAAGACGAAGACCAGAUGGAUGAUCUCGACUCCGUGUACUCGACCCCUGCACGAUCACGCAACAACAGCGAGGAUUUCUUCGGUGGCGGCUUACUAGAUAUGCUCUCCCAGCGACAUAUGCCCGCAGGAGUGGACCGACACGCCAGUGUAGCAGACAUGCUGGCCAACCGUGCGCUCUCCACGCCGAACGAAGACGUCGAUGAAGAGGACGAACCGCCAGUAGCAAGACCAAAAGACAGACCCGAGUCUUCUGUACCACAGAAAAGUAUGGACAGGUCCAAUAUGUUGGCUGAGAUGCUUGCGAAGCGAACUGCCGAGUCAACGGAUAACGGCGGCCCCGUGAAGGCUCCUACCAACAGGAAUAACGCUCUAGAUGCGAUGCUGGCACAACGCUCUUCCCCUCCGACGCUGGCUUCUAGUGAGGCACCUACGCAGCCGAAAUUUAAUCCGCUGGAAGCUAUGCUAGCGACGAGAAGUGCAUCGUCGCCACCUCCACAGACAAAAGAGGAUUCCGGAGCUGCACACCCAUUGGCUGCCAUGUUGAAGCAACGCCAAGUGACCCAAGUAUUACCAGCUGAGACGAUGUCCCCAGCUACACCAUCUGAUGAUAACGGCAGCUCGUCAAAGGACCAGACUCCACUGAAGGACCAUCCGACGUACCAAAAGUACUUCACGAUGCUCAAAGUGGGGCUCCCACCUCCUGUCGUCAAGCACAAAAUGCAGAGCGAGAACGUGGACCCUUCCGUCUUAGAUAUGGACCCAAAUAAACCGCUUCCAGAGGCUCCUGCACCCGUUUUAGACGACGAAGCUGAGGCCGCAUACCAGACGCAGUUGAAGGAAUACGAAGCGAAACACGGCAAGUAUUUGCAGAUGGUCAAGGUGGGUCUACCUCCUGCUGUUGUGGAGCACAAGAUGCGUAUGGACGGAGUGGACCCCGCCUGGUUGCAGGGACCUCCGAAGCGACCGGAGCCGAAGCCUGCAGCCACGUCCGAAGUCACAGAUGAGGAAAGAAUCGCUCAUCGCAAGAAAUACCACAAGUAUUUCCAAAUGCUUCGUCUAGGUUUGCCUCGUGGUGCAGUGGAGCAGAAGAUGCGGAUGGCUGGACUGGACCCGGCAGAGCUGAACGGACCUCGAGCUGCGGCGGCUCCUGCUGAGCAGCCGAAGAAGGCGUUGAAACGCAAGGAUUCGAUCCGUAAGAAGCUGCAUUGGGAGGGGAAAAGGACGCGUGCACGUCGUGACAGUCUGUGGGGCGGUGACACAGUGGAGGAGGCGAAGGAGCAGGUCCAGAUCUCAGAGGAGAGUCGUGCAAUGCUCGAGAAGUUAUUUGUCAAGGAUCUAACAGAGAGCAAGAAGCGCAAUGCCUCGACCAAGUCUGAAGGAGCUGCUGCUGCGAAGAAGAAGAAGGCGAUGGUGCAGCUGAUCGAUAUGAAGAAGUCGCAGAACAUUGCCAUCACUCUUGCGCGUGUCAAGCUGUCGUUCCCCCAGCUCAAGCGCGAGAUUUUGGCCAUGAACACGACGGUGUUGUCUCCUUCUCAAGUUCGGUCGCUCAUGGACAUGUGGCCGGACAGGAAGGAGAUGGAAGCCGUCAAUGCCUUCCAAGGCGACGUGGCAAGUAUCGGCACUGCCGAGCAGUUUCUAGUGGAAGUGCGCAACGUGCCUCGCUUCCAGGAGAAACUGGGAUGUCUCGUCUUCAAGCAGGAAUUCCCCUCGCGCGUGCAAGAACUCCGCGAGUCGGUGGACCUCGUGGCACGAGGAGUGUACCAGAUCGGCAAUCUGCUCAACUUCGGCGGCGACGACGAGCAGCAGGGCGUCGACGCCUUCUCGUUGGGCUCUUUGGUCAAGUUUUCGCAGACGAAGGCUUUUGUGGGCGGCAUCACCUUUUUGCAGUACGUGGUGCAGUCGAUCGAGCGAGAUGUGCCUCAUCUAGCGCACUUUUACAAGGACAUCGACCUAGUCCCCAGGUGCAGCAAGGUGGCGUAUGCCUCGCUCGCGUCGGAGAAGAACGGAUUGGAGACGGGUCUACAGAAACUGGUUCGCGAGGCGGAGGCCUGUGUGCCGACGUCGGAUGCAAGGCAAGAGGACAAGGAGACGACGAGAGCGUACAAUGAAGCGUUGAUGGUGUUCUGCAAGCAGGCCAAGACGGAGCUGUAUGCGCUGCAGAAUCUGCUGGACAAGCUGAACGCGGCGAAAGCUCAUUUUCUCGAGUAUUUCGAGGAAGAAGAUACCGAGGAAGAACUGGACGUGCUGCUCUCACAUAUUGCAAACUUCACGAGUGAAUAUCGUCGCGAACACGGCAAAUAUCUAGCCAAGAUGAAGAAGGAGAUGAUGAGUCUUUACUCCAAGAUGUCGCCGGCUAAGAACCCGGUGAAGGUGGAGCCAAAGACACCGAACGGCAAGAUGCAUCACGGCGCUAAGCUCCAACAAGGUCACCAUGGACAUCAGCCCCAUAGCAAGGCCGCACACCCUCAUCGGACCUCGUUGCCGCCUCAGAUCAACCACCCGCAGCCGAUACGUCAGAUCCAUCACGCGCGGGUGCUCCACUUGGAGGUGCCGCAAGACGACGACAUGGACGAUGUUUCGUCCGCUGCGUCCAUGUCGCCCAAGACCAGUGCCGUCCUGUCUGGAGGCAGGUCGUAA
Phytophthora infestans T30-4 is the source of this 3267-nucleotide messenger RNA. Its product is annotated as formin-homology 2 domain-containing protein. Gene Ontology annotation, cellular component: WASH complex. The transcript is spliced from 2 exons. The record is from RefSeq and is a predicted model, not a curated record. The coding region runs from base 1 to 3267 and encodes 1088 amino acids. NCBI's taxonomy places the organism in Eukaryota, Oomycota, Peronosporomycetes, Peronosporales, Peronosporaceae.